This is a messenger RNA of Aspergillus chevalieri, 1755 nucleotides long. RefSeq names its product NIF domain protein. The transcript has 2 exons. Gene Ontology annotation, molecular function: phosphoprotein phosphatase activity. The record is from RefSeq and is a predicted model, not a curated record. Lineage: Eukaryota; Fungi; Ascomycota; Eurotiomycetes; Eurotiales; Aspergillaceae. Bases 1 to 1755 code for a protein of 584 amino acids.
AUGACCCCUGGACUCAACUCCCAUUCGUUCAUUCUCUUUGCACCCAAUAUUCAACACUUGUAUUCGAGCCGGAUGCUCCAGCGCGGGGCGUUCAAGCAUAUAGCAACAUUCGCCUCUAAUUCCCGCUUAAUUCUUCUACCAAAACCGUCGUUAUCUCAGACUCAGAGUGCCAGACCUUUUUGCGACGGACCGAUGAAUUUCCCGAAUUCAGGUCGGGGGAGCGUGUUGAGAUCGCAUGUUCGACCGGGUGGUGGACAGGAUAAUGGACAUGGCAGUGGAAAUGGUGGUGCCGGGCGCGGCAGGGGCUCCGCGAGAGGGUAUCGUCCUCGCCGUGGGAGGGGGAGAGGCGGAGGAGCUUCGCAGAAUUUAAGGGGAGAUGGAAAUGCUGGACCUGCUUCUGAUAAUUGGCGAAAUCAAAGUCAGCCGCAAAACGGUGCAAAUCAGGGUUGGGGGCAGGCACAAGCAAACAGGACUGAGGCUGCAACGCCUGGCGCAUUUACAGGGUUGCCUGCGAAUGACCACUUUAUGCCGCCGUUCACACCCUUUCCUUUGUUACCGGGGAUGGACCAGUGGAAUCCCAUGAACAUGCCCUUCCUACCACCACAGUUUAUGAUGAAUUCUAACCUCCCGAACCCGAUGAUUAUGCCGCCGAUGUUCAAUCCUACGAUGCCGCUUUUCAAUUCUUUCGAGCCUAUGAAUCAGGUACCUGCGCCGGGAGGGUUGCCAGAAUCCGUGCCUGUACGAAGACAAAAGUCGCCCACUCCUGCACCACCGGAGGCAGCGGGACAUUACCUACAGCAAGCAUCCCUACCACCGACACCGAUACCUUCAAACCCUCAACCCCUCCUCAUCAUCCUCGACCUUAACGGAACGCUCAUCUACCGCAAACACCGCAAGUUCCCACCCUCAUUCGUCAAACGCGCAGGCCUGGAUAACUUCCUCGACACGCUUAUGCGGAAAUACGAAGUCAUGAUCUGGUCCAGCUCGCAGCCCGAAACAGUCAAAGCAGUCUGCGAAAGACUCCUCACCGACGGACAGCGAAAGCGACUCGUUGCGGAAUGGGGCCGCGAUAAAUUCAACCUCUCCAAGUCGCAAUAUAAAAACAAGGUGCAAGUGUACAAGACCCUCGAGACGGUCUGGGCAGAUAACUCCAUCCAAUCUGCUUACCCAGGCAAAGCGGGCAAGGCAGGCAAACGGUGGGACCAGACGAACACGAUCCUCAUCGACGACAGCAAGCUCAAAGCGCUCAGCGAACCGUUCAAUAUUCUCGAGAUCCCGGAAUUCACGAAUAUGCCUGCGCCUGGCGUCGACGAGACGACUAUCUUCCCAAAGGUGCUUGCUCGCCUCGAGACAUUAGCCAAACACGAUGACGUGAGCAAGGUGAUGCGCGUUUGGAACGAUCAGGGACAAGCGAUUCUCGACUUCGAACUUCAAGAAGAUGGCUAUAGCCCUAGAAGUACCGUCACGACUAUCACCACGACCCCGACGUCCGAUGACACAUCAACACCCCUCGAUCCAGUCGAAGCCCGCAAACAAAAGCGGAAAGCUCGCAAGUGGGAGCGGAAAGCUGCAAAGCGCGCUGCAUCGGUGAAUUCGAGAAGCCACGAUGGUACGCCUACGAAUAACCUGAGCACACCUGCAUCUGCACUGGCAGCAAACGCAGAACGCUCGCCAUCCCCUGCUUCUGUUUCCGGGAGGUCUGUUCACUCGGAGAAUCAUCUUUUGGAUAAGUUGGAGGAAUCUCUGAACGCUUAG